UGGGACCUUUAAACCAAUUAUAUUACACACUAAUUUCUAAGAUAAAAAACAUUUUAGUUAUAAGUAUUACAGGUAUUAGUAUUUUAUACAGUACUAUGGUACAAAUGCACUAUUAUUAAAGACCACGAGUUUUGAGUAUUUCAUCUCUCUUUACGAACAUGUCACCUAACACCACUGUCAAUAUAGCAACAGCUGAAAUCAUGCAUCAUGUUGUUCCAUGAAGACUCUAUUUGCAAUUAGACUACAUUGCCAAUGACCAAUACAUUGACCAAUAUGGGUGACAAAUAUCAGAUAUCAACGUUGGAAUUUAAAGAAACACAUUGAUGUGUCCAUUAAUGCUCUCACUCAUCACUGAUAUUUGAAAUGUCCUUCCUAACUGAAUUGCAGUUGAAACGCUGCAUUGCUGCAGCACCAAAUCUGAGUCUGACUGAUCCACAUUUGCUUGCAUUCCUGUUAUAAAGAAGUAACAACAGAAAAGAGCUCUGUCUCUUUAAAAAGGGGCCAGUCCUCAAAGAGCUCUGGUGUCAGAGGAAGAAGGAAGUCCUCUUUCCACUCGCAUGAAGAACGACAGAUAAAACUUUCCUCCUGCCAAAGUAGCAGGCAGGGAAGUUAGAGCAUUUCAGUUAAAGCAGGAAGUAAUAGUGCAGGAGAAGGCUGAAGAGAAUGUGAUGGCGACAGGAGAGCUGAACAUCAAUCACUACCCUGCGCGGAGGGCAGCCCAUGUGGUACAACACUACCUUAACACCCUCUACGGCUCUCCAUACAGGCUGUUGCAACUGCACAAAAUCCACAGAGGAAACGCAGAGGAUGUGUCAGACUCCGAAAGAAAGUAUGAGCUGGAGAUCUCAGUGCAGGAGCUGAUCGGCAAUACCACGGGCAAAUGCUCUGCAGAGAUUUUGUUUCCGAGGGGGGAACGGCAGCGCUCACCACAGGUCCAGGCCUCGUGUGAGGAGCUCCUGAAAAUCAACACUAAAGCUCAAGAAGAGGCCUUGUACCAACAGUACAAGAUGAACUCAGGCCUGCUGUCGGCACAGAAUCUCCCCGACAGCUACGGUCACAUUGAGCCUGACAUGAAGCCUUUCUGGCACCUCAGCAUCGUGGCCGCCAGCUUCGUCAUGCUGAAUGAGUCCAGUGAAAACACACUGUACAACAUGGCUCAGGUGGCCAACAUCACACAGCUGGCGACUGAGAACGACCAGCUGAAGUUCGACUGUCACAUACUGCUGCAUGAGAUGGUGUCCCAGGAAAUCAUUCACUGGAAGCUGCUGUUCACCUGGUCUCCUCCAGAUGGUGUUAAAGUGCUGCAGAUGGAACAGCUGCCACACCGCCACGAAGGGGAAAUACCUCCAAACACAAACUAAACUGCUGACAUUCGUCACACUGCUAUCACAACAUCUUGCUGCUUGACUGAAUGCUGCAAGUAAAAAGCCGUCAUAUAUAAUGAUGAUAUCCUUACAUUGUGCUACUUUUGUAGUACUUUUGGUUGCUGUUGUAUUUUAGCCUAAAUAAACUGUUUAUACAGACUAUUGCCUCA
Perca flavescens (yellow perch) is the source of this 1534-nucleotide messenger RNA. It is a transcript of the gene lxn, whose product is annotated as latexin. Gene Ontology annotation, molecular function: metalloendopeptidase inhibitor activity. The record is from RefSeq and is a predicted model, not a curated record. The transcript has 7 exons. NCBI's taxonomy places the organism in Eukaryota, Metazoa, Chordata, Actinopteri, Perciformes, Percidae. Bases 669 to 1361 code for a protein of 230 amino acids.